Molecule: messenger RNA, 3452 nt
Organism: Pieris brassicae (large cabbage white)
Lineage: Eukaryota; Metazoa; Arthropoda; Insecta; Lepidoptera; Pieridae
Exons: 5
Coding region: 482-2737 (751 amino acids)
Biological process (GO): transmembrane transport; monocarboxylic acid transport
Molecular function (GO): monocarboxylic acid transmembrane transporter activity
Source: RefSeq, a predicted model, not a curated record
AGAUCGUUUGCAUCAUUUAACAUUUUGCUCCAUGUUCCCUGUACUAGUUACCACUUGCCAAUGUGUUUCAAUUUAUUUACAUAGAUACAGAAACUAGAAAGUAAACGUAAAUUUGGUCUUUUGAAAUAAAAGCGAUCUCAUUUUAAUAUUUACAUAUCUCGUACGUAAUAAAAUUAAGAAUAUAUACCUUGAUACAAAUAAAUAAGCAAUAGUUACGUUAAUCGAAACAAGUGCCUGAACGUAAAGAAUAAUUAUUCUUUUGUUAUUCUAUUUGAGAUAGGCUUUCUAUAAGAUUAAUUAAGUGUUACGCGUUUUAACUAGUAUUGCGAUGGUCCGAGCUGUUUUCUAGCAUCGUCCAGUGGUGUAAAACAAUUUGCAUGAGGUCUCGACGGCGCUGCGGUUACAUACGCAUGGAAGCCCGGCGGACUGCUGACCCCGCGCUGCACACGUUGCGCGCGCUGUUUCGCCGAGCGUUGCCGGAAUGGACCGCGCGCGCCUCUCGCCGUCGCCGGAUCGCGAGAAUCAUAGGCCGAUCCAAGGAGGAUCCAGCGGAACCAUCGACACGGCCAUUGCGCCCGCGGAGGCCUUAAACGACCCAGAGACUCCGCGGCCCGCGCCGCGCGCGUUGCCUUGUAUACCCGAGGGCGAGCCCUUGCUCCGCGACCCGCUCAGUGUCAGUGAAGUGCCGCGAAAAAAUGGACGAUUGCUCCAUGUCAAAUUCGAUACGCAGUCGCCGCCCGCGCCAGUGUCUCUUACCGGCUCAUCUUCUAGCUCAAGUUCGGAUGAUGAAGACGUCUCCAUCACUGAAGCGCGUCCGCCGGAUGGCGGCUGGGGAUGGGUCGUCGUGUUUGCCUCAUUCAUGGUUAAUCUCAUCGCUGACGGUAUUACGUUCAGUUUCGGUGUUUUCUUUCCAUAUUUUCUGGAAUACUUUGGCGAGGGCAAGGGAAAAACCGCAUGGAUCGGCGGAAUUUUCAUGGCGAUGCCGUUAUUAUCCGGCCCCAUUGCAAGUUUUCUGACGGAUAGAUAUGGUUGUCGACGCAUGACCAUUUUUGGAUCUAUUCUCGCUGCAAUAGGAUUUGUAAUCUCAGCAUUUGUAGACAAUAUGGAAACAUUAUUUUUGACCUUUGGUAUUAUGGCCGGCUUUGGAUUGAGUUUAUGUUACGUAGCGGCAGUAGUGAUAGUUGCAUACUAUUUUGAAAAGAAACGAUCUUUAGCUACCGGUAUAUCAGUGUGCGGUAGUGGGAUUGGUACUUUUAUAUUUGCCCCAUUAACAUACAUAUUACUCGAUGAGUAUGGUUGGCGGGGAACAACACUCAUACUUGCCGGAUUUUUCCUAAAUAUGGCGGUAUGCGGAUUGUUGUUCCGAGAUCUUCCGUGGACAGCAACAAUGAACGAAGAGAGAGCAAAAGAACGGAAAAGACGAAGAGAAAGAAAACGUAAUAAACGCUACGAAUCAUCUGCUGAUAGCUUGUCCGACAGUAAAAGUAGCGCAGCAGGAUCGAGCAAAAUAGGAGAUAAUCCAGAUAUUGAAGCUGUAACAGCCACGAUUGUACCACAAUUUAGUUCGCUGGUUGAUCUACCCACCUUUAUGACCGGCGAUGAAGGUGUUUCUUUGGAAAUAUUUGAAAUGAUGUCAAACCGCGGAAGAGCUUAUGCGAUUUUAGCCCAGAAUUACCCAGGCGUAAUGUUGCCGUCUAGAAGUUUUAGUGACAGUGGUCGUCUUAACGAACAAUAUCCGCCUAAAGCGGUUUUAUCGCCUGGUUGUACGUCACCGGGACCAAUGUCUCCUACUCCUGUAACUGCCACAAGCGCAUCACAAGCGCCUUUAAAUGAUAAAGCAGCUUUAUCGUUAUGGUUAAAAAGGCAGGGUUCUGGUACCACAAAGAAACCACCAGCGUUUUUGAAAGAUUUGAGGAUACACAGACACUCAUUAACGUAUAGAGGCGCUAUGCUUAACAUUAACCGGUAUAGGUUAAGGGCUUCGUCAUGUCCUAAUAUAUUUAGAAACUCUAUGACCACCAUUGCUAAAGAAAAGCUGCAGUGGUACGCUGGUCUCUGGGACUUUUGGGACCUCGUUGUGGACGUCCUGGACUUCUCUCACUUUCUAAACCCGGCGUUCCUUGUGUUUGCGAUCUCCAAUUUCCUUCUCUACAUGUGGUAUGAUGUGCCGUACGUGUAUAUGGCAGAUAACGGGCAAAGCAUGGGUUUCAACGCGUCGCAGUCCGCCAUGCUGAUCUCUAUCAUCGGUAUCCUCAAUAUGUUUGGCGAAAUCUUGCUUGGCUGGGUUGGCGACUGGAAGUGCGUGAAUCCAAGCAUAGUAUACGCUACAUGUAUGGUCCUAUGUGGAGCUGUGACCCUCAUAAUGCCGCUACUGACCUCAUACUUAUCAAUGGCAGCGGCGUCAGGAGCGUUCGGAGCGUUUAUAGCAGCAAACUAUUCGUUAACCAGUAUUAUACUGGUGGAGCAAAUUACUCUUGAGAAAUUCACUAAUGCGUAUGGAUUGUUGCUGUUAAUACAGGGUGUCGCAAAUCUUGUAGGCCCAUCGUUAGCCGGCUGGGUGUUCGAUAUGAGAGGGUCGUACGAUCUCUCUUUUUAUUUAGCAGGUGUUUUCAUCGGCCUCUCGGGAUUGGUUCUUCUCGUCUUACCAGUGUACCGACAUGCGAGAAAACGACGUAAGCGACACACGCAAGCAAAUAUCAAUGGCGAUGUUAAAGCCAAUGGAAAACUUAUGGCAUAAGUUUGAGAAUUCGAAGUCUUAAAUUUAAAAUAAAAAUGUUACCAAAAUUAUUUGAGUCAGGAAUUUAUAAGCGUACUUAGCUUACAGCAUUAAUACGAAUGGUUGAACUAAUUUGUUUGAUCUGGAAAAACAAAGAUAUCGAAUGAUUCAAGAUGAUAUUCAGCAUGAGUUAUACGCUAUAUAAAUUUCUUGCUUUAUUCCAAGAGAUAGUUCAAGACAUAAUCUCCAUUUGAGGUUCGUCAAACUCUGAGCGGAAAGAAAAAAUCAUAGUUCUUGAAACUAGAUUUAGAAGACGUUCUGGAACCAAAUUUAUUUUAUCUUGCACUGUCAAAGACCUAUAUCUAGGGUUUUUCUAUGUCAAGAAAUUAUGUAUGCACGCAAUAUAACGAGAGUAGAAAACAAUUGAAAAAACAUUUGUACAUGACUCGUGAUUCAAAAGUCAUCUAGGAACUGCAUUUGCUGUUUCAAUAUUUCACUUAGCCAAAUAUUUUUUCAGUGGUUUUUUACAUCAAAGUGUAUCAACAUUUUACAUCAACAAAGAAAGUAUUUUUACAAAGAAAACAUGAUUAUAAUUGUCGCCAUUUUGACGCUAUAACGAAAUGUGAAAUCUAAUUAAAAUAGAUGUAAGAAGUUUGUUAUUAUAAGAUUAUUAUGGUUCAAAUAUUUAAUAUAUCAAUAGUUUUAAAAUUUACUAAUCAAAUCUCUUUACUUAUUA